Molecule: messenger RNA, 2066 nt
Organism: Jaculus jaculus (lesser Egyptian jerboa)
Lineage: Eukaryota; Metazoa; Chordata; Mammalia; Rodentia; Dipodidae
Gene: Serpine2
Product: serpin family E member 2
Exons: 9
Coding region: 162-1355 (397 amino acids)
Biological process (GO): negative regulation of endopeptidase activity; negative regulation of plasminogen activation
Molecular function (GO): serine-type endopeptidase inhibitor activity
Source: RefSeq, a predicted model, not a curated record
GUGCUGCGAUCCACCACCUUGGUCAGGAAUGUGGAGGGACCAUUCUGACCUGAGAGCAGCAGCUGCAGGCACUGUGAGACCCCAGCUCUAAGUCCUUGACUCUCGACAGGGGAAGUUGAUGUGCCCGGUGCCCGUGGAGGCCACCUUUGCUGGAAGGAACCAUGAAUUGGCAUUUUCCCUUCUUCCUCUUGGCCGCAGUGACUUUGUCCUCCGUGUGCUCACAGUUCAACCCCCUGUCGCUUGAGGAGCUAGGCUCUGACACAGGGAUCCAGGUCUUCAAUCAGCUUGUCAAGUCGCGGCCUCUCGAUGACAUCGUCGUCUCUCCGCACGGGAUCUCCUCUCUCCUGGGCAUGCUGCAGCUGGGGGCCGACGGCAGGACCAAGAAGCAGCUCACGACGGUGAUGAGAUACAGCAUGAGCGGCGUCGGUAAAGAACUCAAGAAGAUCAACAAGGCCAUUGUGUCCAAGAAGAAUAAAGACAAGGUGACCAUAGCCAAUGCAGUGUUUGUCAAGAAUGGCUUCAAAAUGGAAGUGCCCUUCGUGAUGCGAAACAAAGAUGUGUUUCAGUGUGAAGUCCGGAAUGUGAACUUUGAGGACCCAGGCUCUGCCUGCGACUCCAUUAAUCUGUGGGUUAAAAACGAAACCAGGGGCAUGAUUGACAACCUGCUGUCCCCAGAUCUUAUUGAUGGCGUCUCCACCAGGCUGGUCCUUGUCAAUGCGGUAUACUUUAAGGGUUUGUGGAAAUCCAAGUUUCAACCUGAGAGCACGAAGAAACGCACCUUCGUGGCAGGUGAUGGGAAGUCCUAUCAAGUGCCGAUGCUGGCCCAGCUCUCGGUGUUCCGCUGCGGAUCUACGAGCACUCCCAACGACCUGUGGUACAAGUUCAUUGAGCUGCCCUACCACGGCGAGAGCAUCAGCAUGCUUAUUGCCCUGCCGACUGAGAGCUCCACCCCGCUGUCUGCCAUCAUCCCCCACAUCAGCACCAAGACCAUCGACAGCUGGAUGUCCACCAUGGUGCCCAAGAGGAUGCAGGUGGUCCUGCCCAAGUUCACAGCUGUGGCAAAAACAGACUUGAAGGAGCCACUGAAAGCUCUUGGCAUCACUGAGAUGUUUGAUCCAUCAAAGGCAAAUUUUGCAAAAAUAACAAGGUCGGAAAACCUGCAUGUCUCUCACAUCUUGCAAAAAGCAAAAAUUGAAGUCACUGAAGACGGAACCAAAGCUUCAGCAGCAAGUACUGCAGUUCUGAUUGCAAGAUCAUCGCCUCCCUGGUUUGUCGUAGACAGACCUUUUCUGUUUUUCAUCCGACAUAAUCCAACAGGUGCUGUCUUGUUCAUGGGGCAGAUUAACAAGCCCUGAAGAACAUGUGGGACCCUGCAAAGUGAAGGCAACUUCGCCAUGGAGAUUCCUCUCCCACAUAUUUCAUAGUUCAGUUAAAUAUUUUUGUACACUGCUUUCUUUUUCAAAACUGUUUCAUGGCAACAGAUUCAGUGAUGCAAACAUUUCUUUUUGGGGUGGCAUUAGAAAAGGCAGAAAGGCUGGGAUACUGUACUGAGGAAUGAAUAGGAAGGUUUUGGAUAUCUCAAAGAUUCUUUAAACUACUGAAUGGUUACCUGGGUUAACAACCCUCUUGAGUAUUUGCUGUCUGUCCAGUUCAGGAUUUCUGUUUUGUUUUGUUUAUAUGUGUGGCUUUCCAGGAGAAAUCUAAUCAGUGUGACAGAAAAAAAUAAUGAAGACAUUUUAUGGUAGUUUUUACGUUUUUAUGGGAAAAAAAAAAUAUUUGCCUUUUUAAUUCUUUUUCCCCACCUCCAUCCAAGGUCUUGGUGACAGCAAGCAUUAUGAUUUGGAGGUGGAACUAGCAAAAUCUCUAGCUUCUUUGUGUGUUUUUGUUGUUGUUGCUAUUGUUGUUUUAUAUAAUGCAUGUUUUCACUAAAAUAAAGUUUAAAAACUAAUGUCUUGCUGGACGUGCAGUGUGCCUGUCACUACUGGUCUGUACUCUUUGGAUUGGCAUUUUUGUAUUUUGUACAAAGUAAAAAAAAAAAAAUAAAGUGUUAUGAGUAGUAAAAAUGA